Molecule: messenger RNA, 2809 nt
Organism: Panonychus citri (citrus red mite)
Lineage: Eukaryota; Metazoa; Arthropoda; Arachnida; Trombidiformes; Tetranychidae
Gene: CPSF2
Product: cleavage and polyadenylation specificity factor subunit 2-like
Exons: 2
Coding region: 40-2541 (833 amino acids)
Biological process (GO): mRNA 3'-end processing by stem-loop binding and cleavage
Cellular component (GO): mRNA cleavage and polyadenylation specificity factor complex
Molecular function (GO): RNA binding
Source: RefSeq, a predicted model, not a curated record
AAUUCUCAUCUCUGUUAAUUUAGUUCUUUUAUUUAAAUUAUGGUUUCCAUCAUCAAAUUUAAACCUUUAUCGGGUGCUCAUGAUGAAGGACCACCAGCUUAUCUGUUAACAAUUGAUUCUUUCACCUUCCUUUUAGACUGUGGUUUAGAUCCAAACAUUGAUUCUGAGCCUACAAAUAUUUACAAUAAAAAUACUAUUAAAAAUGUUGAUGCCGUUCUACUUUCCCAUCCUGAUACUUUACAUUUAGGUGCUUUGCCUUAUUUGGUUGGAAAAUGUGGCUUAGAUUGUCCCAUUUAUGCGACAGUUCCGAUCUUUAAAAUGGGACAAAUGUUCAUGUACGAUUUACACCAAUCUCGCCAUAAUUAUGAGAAUUUUAAUUUAUUCACUUUGGAUGAUGUUGAUGCUGCUUUCGAUAAAAUAAUUCAAUUAAAAUACAACGAGACGGCUUCUUUAAAAGGAGGACAAGGUAUUAGUAUUACCCCUUUACCGGCGGGUCAUAUGAUCGGUGGGGCAAUUUGGCGUAUUGUUAAAGACGGUGAAGAAGAUAUAAUUUACGCUGUUGAUUAUAACCAUAAAAGAGAGAGACAUUUAAAUGGUUGUAAUUUAGGUGGUUCGCUUAACGAAAGAUCCUUUUUAUCAAGACCUAGUUUAUUGGUGACCGAUGCUUAUAAUGCCAAAUAUUCACAGGCUCGUAGGAAAGAGCGUGAUGAACAAUUAAUGACCAAUAUUUUGGCCACACUUCGCGAUGGUGGUAAUGUUCUGAUUGCUGUUGACACUGCAGGUCGAGUUCUUGAAUUGGCUCAUAUGUUAGAUCAACUUUGGCAUACACCCAAUGCCGGUCUAUUGGCUUAUUCAUUGGCUCUUUUGAAUACAAUCUCUUACAAUGUGAUUGAAUUUGCUAAAUCACAAGUUGAAUGGAUGAGUGAAAAGAUUACAAAAUCUUUCGAGGGCCAGAGAAACAAUCCAUUCCAGUUUAGGCAUUUACAAUUGUGCCACAAUUUAAAAGAGCUUCAACAACGAGUUCGUGAACCAAGAGUCGUCCUCGCUUCUCAGCCCGAUUUAGAAUCUGGAUUUGCCCGUGAACUGUUUGUCCAAUGGUGUACCAAUCCCAGAAAUUGUAUCAUCUUAACCCAAAGAUCACCACCAGGAACUCUUGCUCACCAAUUGAUUAAUAGCUCACAAAAGUUGAUCACUUUAUUAAUCAAACAGCGAAUACCUUUGGAAGGAUUAGAAUUGGAAGAGUAUAAAAGAGAGCAAGCUAAAAAAGAGAUGAUAAACAUGAAAAAGGUUGAAACAGAUUCUGAUUCAGAUUCUGAAUCGGAUGGUGAUGAUUUGAUCAAUAAAAGUACAAUCGGCCAAGGAGCAAACAGCGGAAUCAGUUACAAUUUAGGAAUCACUGGACUUGGUGGUAGUUCGGGACCAGGAAGUGAGACCCAUGAAGGACUUGGAUAUUCAAAAUACGAUCUAGUUAUGCCUAUUGGAGUGGGUAAAGUUAAAGUCGGCGGACUCUUCAAGCAGGGUAAAAAUCCGUUCCCAAUGUUUCCCGCCCCGGAGCAUAAAAUUAAAUGGGACGAUUAUGGUGCCUACAGUAAUCACAAACUUUUCCCGAUAACUGAUAAUUCAUCAACAUUAGAAUCAAAUCAAGGUGUUAAAUUUGAAGAAAACAAGGAAAAUAAGAAAGGCGAUAAAGAGACUGUUAAUCAAAAGGCUUCUGCAAAUGAAAUACAAGAAGUACCAACAAAAUGUAUCACCAAUGUUCAAACGUUUUACGUUAACGCGAAUAUACAAUUUAUUGAUUUUGAGGGUCGAUCGGACAAAGAUUCAUUGAAGAAAAUUAUCUCUCAAAUUAAGCCUCGUCGUUUAGUGUUAAUUCAUGGAUCACCGGAAGCAACUCACGAAUUAGCUGUUUAUUGUUCAUCAAUAACGGAAACAAAGAAAAUUUUUACACCAAAAGUUGGUGAAACUGUUGAUGCAACAACCGAGAGUCACAUUUAUCAAGUUAAAUUAAAAGAUUCCCUUGUGUCCACACUAAACUUUGUUAAAGCUAAAGAUGGAACUGAAUUGGCCUGGAUUGAUGCUGAUAUCGAAAUGUCGGAAGAGCGAUCACUUAAACCUCAAGCAUUGAGCUCAUCAACGGACCAAAAUCCUGAUGGAUCGAAAGACUCUAAAGAGGGUAUUCUUAAUAGCAUUAAUAAAGAAAAUCAACAAGAAAUGAACAUGGAAACAAAUGGAGAUGAUUUUCCAUCUUCUUCUCUCUCAUCCUCAUCAUCUCGUGAAGUUUUACCAAUACUCCAACCUCUUGCUGCUAAAUAUGUUCAACCUCAUGAAAAUAUCUUCGUCAAUGAACUUAAAUUAUCCGACUUUAAACAAAUUCUCAUGAACGAUGGAAUCCAAGCUGAAUUUCAUGGUGGAAUUCUUCAUUGUAACAAUUCGGUGACCAUCAAACGCCAUGAAACUGGUCGUAUUCUAAUAGAGGGAACACUUUCCAAUGAUUAUUUUCGAGUUCGAGAUCUCCUUUAUCAACAAUAUUCGAUCAUCUAAACUAAUUAAAUUUAGAUAAUAGUUAAUUUCCUAAUCCCCUUUUUUUCUGAUCAAAACGCAGACUCGACAUUUAUAAAUUCAUCACCUUUAUUUUCAUUCAGAGUAAAUGUUGCAUUUAAUUGCUCCUCACAAUUUGUAUUAUUAUAAAUCAACAGUGAAUUUAAAUGUUGAUCAAACUUUUUUUUCAUGUAUAAAUUAAACUUUGAAUCAAAUUUUUAUAUAAACAAUUAUCUCAAAUUCAGAUGAAUAAAAUUUUCAAUUCAAUCAA